CGAACCUUAAAUCAGCCAAAAGGCUUUUGUCAUCUUCCAAUUUCCAUAUCCAAUCACCACGGCCCAAUAUGGAGCUGGACGACAACACCACCGGUGCCAAGCGCUGCCGCGUACUCUUAGUAACAUUCUGUGUUCAAGGCCAUAUCAACCCUUCCCUCCAAUUCGCCAAACGCCUCACGCGCCACCGCCUCCACGUCACCUUCUUCACCUCUCUCUCCGUCUACCGCCGCAUGUCCCAAAUCCCAUCUCUCCCAAAUCUCUCCUUCGCCUCCUUCUCUGACGGCUAUGAUGACGGUUUCAAACCCGGGAACGACCCCAAGCAUUUCUUCUCCGAGAUGGAACGUCUAGGCUCUGAUGCCAUGAAAGAAAUGAUUACAACAAAUGCCGAACAAGGCCAACCCUUCACUUGUGUUGUAUAUUCCUUAAUCCUCCCAUGGGCAGCUGCGGUGGCGCGUUCACUCCACCUUCCGUCAUAUCCUCUUUGGAUUCAACCCGCCACCGUUUUUGCCUUGUACUAUUAUUACUUCAAUGGCUACCAACAAACAUUCCAUACCAUUUUUAAUGACACUUCCAAAACAAUUCAGUUACCUGAACUUCCUUUAUUCACUGGCCAUGAUGUUCCUUCUUUUUUUCAUUCUUCUGAUAUUUACCAAUUUGCCCUCCCCAUUCUUCAAAAGCUUUUUGAAUUAUUAUUGCUCAAUGAUUAUCAUCAAAUUCCAACGAUUCUUGUCAACACGUUUGAUGAAUUGGAGCAUGAUGUGCUACAAGCAAUGAACAAGUUCUUUCCUUUGUUACCCAUUGGACCAUUGAUUCCUUCUGCUUUUCUUGACGGUCGGGAUCCAUCUGAUGUCUCUUUUGGUGGGGAUUUAUUUCCUUCUAGUAAGAAGAAUGAGGAUUACAUUGAUUGGCUAAACUCAAAACCCCAGGCGUCGGUCGUUUACGUAUCGUUUGGUAGCAUCUCGACGUUGUCCAAGCUACAGAAUGAGGAGGUUGCCAGAGGAUUGUUGAGCCUCAAACGACCGUUUUUGUGGGUCGUUCGAGCUGUUGAUGGAGACGAGAACACAUUGAAUUACAGCGAAGAACUAGAACGUGAAGGGAAGAUAAUAUCGUGGAGUUCCCAACUGGAAGUUCUAUCAAGCCCUGCAACAGGAUGUUUUCUGACUCACUGUGGUUGGAACUCUACUUUGGAGAGUUUGGUUUGUGGGGUUCCGAUGGUAGUGUUUCCGCAGUGGUCGGAUCAAGCGACCAAUGCGAAGAUCAUUCGAGAUUUUUCGGAGACGGGAGUGAGGCUGGAGGCGGACGACGACGACGACGACGGCAGUGUGGUCAAGGGAGAGGAGAUAAAAAGAUGCUUGGAGUUGGUGAUGGGAGAUUCAGAGAAAGGGAAAGAGAUAAGGAAGAAUGCUGUUAAAUGGAAGAAGUUGGCUAAGGAAGCUGCUAGUGAGGGUGGUUCAUCACAUUCCAACUUCAAGGCUUUUGUGGAUCAAAUUUGUUCUUAGAUGAUAAUGUUGGACAGUACCCUUGGAUUUCAUAAUUUGUAAUGAGUUAGUGUUAAAUUAUUUGUCAUAUAGCCUUGAGAUACUAUCUUAAAUAAUUGAUUGAUUUAAAAGCUUAAGUUGGUAGGUAAAAGAAAA
This is a messenger RNA of Benincasa hispida (wax gourd), 1634 nucleotides long. Its product is annotated as phloretin 4'-O-glucosyltransferase-like. NCBI's taxonomy places the organism in Eukaryota, Viridiplantae, Streptophyta, Magnoliopsida, Cucurbitales, Cucurbitaceae. The record is from RefSeq and is a predicted model, not a curated record. Gene Ontology annotation, molecular function: quercetin 7-O-glucosyltransferase activity; quercetin 3-O-glucosyltransferase activity.